AUGCACAGAAAGUUGCCUGCUGUGAGAUGGGUUGGUGGUGUUGAAUUAGAGCUUCUAGCAAUAGCCACUGGUGGAAGAAUUGUCCCUAGGUUUCAGGAAUUAACAGCAGAAAAGCUAGGCAAGACUGGUUUGGUUAGAGAGAAAUCAUUUGGCACCACAAAAGAUCCGAUGCUAUAUAUUGAGCAUUGUGCUAAUUCUUUCGUGGGGGUAAGUUAA
This is a messenger RNA of Lactuca virosa, 216 nucleotides long. The record is from the annotation of a GenBank genome assembly. NCBI's taxonomy places the organism in Eukaryota, Viridiplantae, Streptophyta, Magnoliopsida, Asterales, Asteraceae.